This is a messenger RNA of Harmonia axyridis, 2160 nucleotides long. RefSeq lists its product as uncharacterized. NCBI's taxonomy places the organism in Eukaryota, Metazoa, Arthropoda, Insecta, Coleoptera, Coccinellidae. The record is from RefSeq and is a predicted model, not a curated record. Gene Ontology annotation, biological process: negative regulation of oxidative stress-induced intrinsic apoptotic signaling pathway. The transcript is spliced from 8 exons. The coding region runs from base 104 to 2095 and encodes 663 amino acids.
UUCAUCUGAAAUUUGUCACACAAUAUUGAAUUUUGUGCGCUUAUUUGCGGUUUGAGAUAUUUUAUUUUUUUUUUAUAUUUAUUUGAAGUUUUUUUUCACCAUCAUGUCUAAAGAAUGUGAUCCACGGUUACCAUGUGACAGCGAUGAAAAAGUGGAAGAAAUUGAAGAAACUGAUCCUCGAGCAUACUGUUUCAGUCUCACUUCGAAACCUGCAGAAGUAUGUUUGCCAAAAUCGUGCCGUAUAGUGAAAAAAGGUUUGGAGGAACAAGAUGAAGAAGAGGAGGGUGCCAAAGAACCAUCGAGACUUAUUCCUAUAAAGCAGCCAGUCAAAACCUGCGUUCCAUGGAAUGAACCAACAUCUACAUCAAAAUCUGGCGUUCACGGAGGUCCAGGUGUUUCUGGUACGAGUCAAGUUAGUUCAUUCGGUGCAGCAAUGGGACUUGGGCCAUCAGGAACGAUGGGAUCAGGUGGAGUUGGAGGUGGCAUGGGAGGUGGAAUUGGAGGGGGCAUUGGAGGUGGUAUGGGAGGUGGAAUUGGAGGUGGUAUGGGAGGUGGCAUUGGAGGAGGAGUAGGUGUUGGUGGUGGAUUCGGUGGUGGCGGGAUUGGUGGGGGUGGUAUUGGUGGAGGUGGGAUUGGUGGUGCUAUGGGUGGAGUGCCACUAACAUCUAGUCAACAAUCAGAUAGGGAAACAGUGAGCUUAGCCAGACUGGUUGGAAUUGCUCAAGGACCAGCUGCUAUUAUGGCUUCAUUCGGAGAUACCGAAACUGCAAAGGAAAGUUUAGCCUCACUAGGAGCUCUGAGCAUGGGUGGUGCUAUAGUGUGCGAAUGUUGCGAAUGCGAUCCCUGCAUUUGCGGACCUAGGGGCCUGAAUAUUGAAAAUAUAUUAGCCGCCCUGAAAACAAUGAUGCGUAGUGGGGAAGACUUGAACAAACUUGUCGGGGCACUAGGACCAGGAGCUAUGAAAGCCUUAGGAACCAUAAUGGGUAAGGAAAGUGAAGCUGCUGCAAUGUGGGCAACUGGAGGAGGUGCCAGCAAGGACAAAACUGGAGAAGAUGCAGCGCAAGCGAGAGCGCAACGAGGUCCCGUCGAAACAGCCUCACAGAUUGCUCUCAGGGAAGCUUGGAUGCGUGGAGAAUUCGAUGAAAUGACUUCUUGUCACUGUCUACCUGGAAUGUGUCCAUGUCCUGGAGGUCACUACAUUUACAAACCAAAGAAAAUGAAAGGUAAAAAGGGUAUCGACAAAAAAAGGAAAAAAAUCAGAAAAAAAGUUAAGAAGAUUGGGAAAGAUGGAAAAGAAUAUGAAGAAUGGGAUUGGGUAGUACCGAGUGAUUCGGAUUUAGUGAGCCGACUGUCGGAAACGUGCGUUUGUCCACCAACAAAACAUUUCCUGACACCUGCAAGCUCAGAAACCGCCGUUAGUGAGAGACUUGUCGCUCCAACCAAAAGAAUAUACUGGGGUGAUUUGAUGGUCUGUACCUGUCCAAGGCUACAAAGAACACUCGCUAUCAUUAAGCCGGAAAGUGUUCGAUUCAAAGACGUAAUAUUAAGAGCAAUAAAAAAUUAUGGAUUGGAUGUAUUGGCUGAACGACAAAUACAACUCUCUCCAGAGGAAGCUUCAGAAAUAUAUGCGAGCCUUUAUGGUUCUUUCCGAUUUCCCAAUAUGGUUGUAUCCGUUAGUCAGGCGCCAGUCGUAGUAUUAUCCUUAGGCGGAAUUGACGUAGUGAAAAUUUGGAACCAUAUCAUAGGCCCAGAUGGUACACUUCCGAGUGAAUGGUUUUUACCUGCCUGGAUUGGUAGAAAAUUUGGUCAUUACGGGGAAAUUGUUGAUGCCCUGCAUGGUUCGAAGAACCUCUCCAAUGCUGAACGGGAAAACAGAUAUUUUUUUCCGGAAUGUUAUAUUGAUCCGCUCAUGAAGAAUGAAGUAGAUGUGAAGGAUUAUAUCAAAACUUAUGUAAAUCCAACUCUUCUGAAAGGAUUGACUCUCCUGGCAAAAACACGACCUAUAGAUCCAGUAGUAUUUCUUGCAGAGUGGCUUCUAACACAUAAUCCUUUUCAACCUCAUUUUCCUACCCAUAUCACUUUAUCACCGCUUUGAUAACAAAAGAAAAACAUUAAUGAUGUACGAAAUAAAUGAUCAAUAUACAAUUCUUAUAUGCUUGA